AAUGUCUGAAUCUAAUGUUAAAGGGAGAGUUUAAGCAAUAUUUGAAAAAUUAGACAACAUCUCAACUAGUGUCCAAGAUGAGUAAUCAUUUUAUGCAUUUCUUUUAUUCUAGGAAGAACAGUAGAUUUCAUACUAUCUCAUAACUCAUUAUGGCUUUUGAAGCAUAAUUACAACAUAAUUCAGAAUAAAAAGAAGAAAAAUUCAAUUACCUUGCAUCAAGAAUGAGAUAACUAAGUGAAUAUUUAGAAUAGGAAUAGGAGGAGUAUUAUAUUAUAAUUAUUAAUUAUAGUCGUAUUAGAUAAGAAGCUGAAACCUAAAAAUUACUAACUGAUUUGGAAAGACAUGCUCGAAAAUUAAUAGAAUAGAACUCAAAUUAACGAGUAGAAUAAGAAAGAAAAAUUGUUUAUUAGAUUGGUUAAUAGAUAGAUAAUUUAUAAGGUGAAGUAGUUAAAGAAGGAAUUGUAAUAAUUUAUAACAAUAUUUUAGUCUUAAUCUGAAUCAUAUUAAUUUGUUGAUGCAUAUAUAAAUGAAGAUCUUCCAAAAUUAGCAGAUUAAUUAUAAAAUGAAAUUGGAGAGAGAAAAGAAGUAGAGGAAAAAAUUUAGGUAUAAUUCUUCCAAUAAUUAACAGAUUUAAAAGAGGCUUUUGAUAGGUAAACAAAAGAUUAUAUAUAUUAUUAUAGAGAGAAAAAGGAAAGAGAAGCAAAAGAAGAAGAAAUUGUUGAAAGUUUAAGAGAAAUAUCAGGUAGAAUAAGUGAAGCUUUGAAAAAGACAAGAACAGAAAGAGAAAAGACAGAAGAAACUCUUGUAUAAUUGGUUGAGAAAGUAGUUGAAAAGAUUAAACGUGAAAUGUUAGAAAUGAAUUUAUGAA
Messenger RNA from Paramecium pentaurelia, 868 nucleotides. Lineage: Eukaryota; Ciliophora; Oligohymenophorea; Peniculida; Parameciidae. The record is from the annotation of a GenBank genome assembly.